GUCAGAUUCUGGCAGUGGCAGUCACAGUCAGUGAAGUUCUAAACAUUUGGAUCGACAAAAGGCAGACGACAAAUUUCCAAAAUGUCACUCAAAGCCGUCGUAGGACAAAAGAUCAUGAACGACGUGAUUAAGCAGAAGAAGGGUGCGAAGGAGGUCCAAUGGAGGGUGUUGGUUGUGGAUCAGCUGGCGAUGAGAAUGGUGUCAGCGUGCUGCAAGAUGCAUGAAAUAUCUGCCGAGGGGAUAACAAUUGUGGAAGAUAUCAACAAAAAGCGAGAACCUCUGUCCACAAUGGAGGCAGUCUAUCUGAUAACGCCCUCGGAGAAGUCGGUCCACUCCUUGAUGAACGACUUUGGCAGUCCUAACCGCACCAUGUACCGCGGUGCUCAUGUUUACUUUACUGAAGUCUGCCAAGAGGAAUUGUUCAACGAACUCUGCAAAUCAUGCGCUGCCAAAAAAAUUAAGACCUUAAAAGAAAUCAACAUCGCAUUCUUGCCUUACGAAAGCCAGGUGUUCUCUCUGGACUCCCCUGAGACAUUCCAGUGUGUUUACAACCAGACCUUUGCUGGUAAUCGCGUGGCCAACCUAGAGAGGAUUGCGGAGCAGAUAGCUACUUUGUGUGCAACUCUCGGGGAAUACCCGUCUGUGCGCUUCCGAUUUGACUUUGAGAAGAACGCAGAGCUAGCGCAGUUGGUGCAGCAGAAGCUGGACGCGUACAAGGCCGAUGAGCCGACCAUGGGGGAGGGUCCGGAGAAGGCUCGGUCCCAGCUGAUCAUACUGGACCGAGGGUUUGACUGUGUGUCUCCUCUACUGCACGAGCUGACACUGCAAGCCAUGGCCUACGACCUGCUGCCGAUAGAGAAUGAUGUCUACAAGUAUGAGGCAUCAGCUGGAGCACCGGAAAAGGAAGUGUUACUUGAUGAAAACGAUGAAUUGUGGGUAGAGCUGCGCCAUCAGCACAUUGCAGUCGUCUCUACCAACGUGACGAAAAAUCUGAAGAAGUUCAUAGACUCGAAGAGGAUGCCGGCUGGAGACAAACAGUCGAUGAGGGAUCUUAGUCAGAUGAUCAAGAAGAUGCCUCAGUACCAGAAGGAGCUGAGCAAGUACUCCACCCACCUUCAUCUAGCGGAGGACUGCAUGAAGGCCUACCAGGGCUACGUUGAUAAGCUGUGCAAGGUCGAACAGGAUCUGGCUAUGGGUACAGACGCUGAAGGAGAGCGCAUCAAAGACCACAUGCGCAACAUCGUCCCCAUCCUGCUGGACCAAGCCGUCACCAACUACGACAAGAUGAGGAUUAUCCUUCUGUAUAUCCUCAGUCGCAACGGCAUCUCAGAGGAGAAUCUCAACAAGCUGGUGCAGCACGCGCAGAUCCUACCGCAAGAGAAGCAGGCUAUAGUCAACCUUGGCAACUUGGGGGUCAACGUGGUUGUCGAGGGCAACAGGAAGAAGAUGUAUCAGAUCCCUCGUAAGGAGCGCAUCACAGAGCAGACGUAUCAGAUGUCUCGUUGGACUCCGGUAGUGAAGGAUCUCAUAGAGGACGCUAUUGAAGACAAGUUGGACACCAAACACUUCCCUUACCUCGGCGGCCGAACAGCUCCUUCAGGCUACCAUGCUCCCACCAGUGUUCGCUACGGACACUGGCACAAGGACAAACAAGGGCAGCCAACCGUGAAGAAUCUUCCUCGCAUCAUCAUCUUCUGUGUCGGAGGCGUCAGCUUCUCUGAGAUCCGCUGCGCUUACGAAGUCACUGCUGCCAACAAGAAUUGGGAAGUCAUUGUUGGAGGAUCUCACAUAAUGACGCCAGAAGACUUCUUGAGCAACUUGGCCAACCUGAGUACCUAAGCUGUCACUGCUGCCAACUGUUGGUAUAUAAACAUUCCUUCACUGUUAAUCCACCACCUUAUAUUCAUAUUAUGUUUGCUAUUUUAGCAUCACCCUAGUACUUUUGCUUAAAGUAAGAUCAGAGGGUUUAUCUGGAAAUUAUGUAGGUAUUUGAGUGUUUGACUUAAGAGAAAUUAUGGUCCAUUGACACAAAAUCAAUUGUUUUAGUAAUUUUCUUCCUAAAUGCUGAAUUGUGUAAUAUAUUAUGUCUGGAAUAUUUUGGACUCAAAUUACAAUUGGACAUCAAUUUGUGUUUUUGCAGGUUUUUUGUUUCUUUUUGGUGAUUAAUUGCAGAUAAUGGGAUUUUUGUGACACAAAACCAAAGAACUUGGAUUUGUAGUAUUACUUAAAUCAUCACUUUUGCUCUAAGGUCCUUAGUAUUAUUUUUACUAAAACCAGUUUUUAGCCUUUAUCAACCCAAAUUUUGGAAACUUUUACUCUCAUUUCUACCUCUUUAGGACCUAAAAAGGUGUAAAAACAUUUCUUUACUUAAAAAAAAAAAAAAAAAAAAAUACUUCUGAUUGAUGCUAUGGUUCUAUUAUUAUAUAGUGAAAUAAAGAAUCCUUUUUAAUUUGAAUAAAAUUAUGUUUUCUGCUUGUUAUAGUAUUGCCAAAUAAUAGUUCUUGGCAGAGUUUAAAGCAUAAGUGAUAAUGUUAUCAUUACAUACAACUAGUGUGAGAAUCGCUUUGGCGCAAUUCUUGGAAUUACAUCUUUCAGGAUUUCUGGUAGAUUAGCUUCUAAUUAUGUGAGAAGGUCGUAGGCAGUGUCAGAACGUCAGUAUGCAAACCUUAUUACUAUUAAAAUGUGAAUAGUUUUUAGGAAAGAGGAUAACUUUUACAACCAAACGUUUGAUUUUAAAUAAUAGUUUGUAAUUUGUUUGUGUUACCUUUGGAAAUAUUCCGACGAAGAAUAUUUACCUCCCCCCCAAUUUUCCAUAACCCCCCUAAUUAUAUAAAACUCCCCUUUACGAAUAACAUAACUUCUACUUGUAUUCAUACUAAUUACUCCAUUGUUCGUUUUAGAAAUAUACAUACACAUAUUUAUUUUAAUUUUUUCACCGUUAAAAUUUGCGUUUUUUAUGUUUAAGUUUUAGUACUUACUCGUCUGGUGGUCAGUAACCAAAAUAAUUUUUAGAAAUAAAAAAAGCAUGGUUACUUUUAUUUAAUGUAAUUAAUUAAGCGAUUUAAAAAAUAUAUACUAGAUAGUGUUGGGUUGAAACUAUUUUAUUUAUCGAUGUGUGUUGUUCAGACAUUUACAAGCAAUAAAAAUCAGUGGCAUAGCCAGGGAAGUUAAGAGGACCCUCCAAUUAAAGUAAGAAACAUAAGUGUUUAGCAAAAUAAUAAAUCAGUAAAAGUUAAUAACAUAAUUGAAUGUAAUUUGAAAUUUUUUAACCUGAGUUUUAGAAGAGAUUUGAAAUUGUACGUGAGGAGGGCCUCCAACCUCCCUUUAGCUUACCCCAAACAAUUAUCAAUGUCCCCAAAAUUCCGAGCUGGCUACACCACUGAAUCAUACAAUAAGUUUCCGUUUGUAGAAAAAAAUCAUUUGGCCUGUAGAUUCUCAACAUUUUAAUGCUCUCGGUGACUAGUUAAGCUAGAUGCAGUUCUCUUUGAAGUAUUAAUAUUUUAUAUUCGCUUCAAUACUAGAGUUUUAGAGCUUGGUGUCUGUGUUCCGUGGAUUACUCGUGAAACUCGUCUUUUUGUGCUCUCAUUGUACAUAGACUCUCAUUCGAUUUUUGCCUUAGUAGAUAUUUUAGAGAGCCUGGGUUGGUAAAAAUUUAUUUAUGAAUGAUAUACUAUAUAAAAUGCAAUCAUAAAAAUUGUUUUGCCAAGUCAAUCUGAAUGUGUGUAGAGUAUUUUUGUUUUAAAAAUAAAAAAUGUUAAAGUUAAAAAAUUAUUAAUAGAGUUGUCAUCUGUUUAUUUACAAGAUUUUAUUUUUUUGAGCAUUUAUUUAUCCGUAGUUGCUUUAGUAUUACAUUAAUUUUACUGUUUGUUUUUACAAACUUUAGAGGGGUCUAUGUAUUUUGUUAACUGUUAAAACAUUCUUGUACGUUUUUUAAGUACUUAUUUUGUAGGUAAUCAUACAAUACAAAACCUUGAGGUAAUAUUGUAUGGUUAUUUUAUAAAGCGUGUUCCAGAACUUUCCUGGUUCCUUGUAUUUAGACAAACAUAAUAUUGACACUAGAUAUAGUUAAAAUAUCUACAGUUAGGAUUUAAAGAUUAUAAGUAAUAGCAGAUUCUUAGUAAAAUAAUAUAUUUUACCAAGAAUGUCUAUGGUCUGAACUAUAUUUAUCUAAAAUUUCCAAGCAAAUGUUUGUCUAGAUCUAAGGAACACAUUCACAAAAGAUGACUCUGAAGUUUGAACACCUGUAUUUUAGUAAUACACAAAGUUCAAUUACUAGAAAUUGUUCAUAGAUAAAAUUGCUUACAAAAAAAUUUAGUUACGUUAAAUAUAAACUAAAACUGUAUGAUUGCUAGCAGACUGUUAGCGUAUGUAAAUAUUUUGAGUAGUUUAUUACAAAAAAAUAUAUUGUCCAGUUAAAACCAAUGUGUUACUAUAGAACAUCGAUUUCGGAGUUUAGGCUUUUGUUACUAGUCUUGCCAUGCCUAUUUACCUGUUCGUAAAUAUAUUUCACUGAAUUGUAUAGUAUUAUUUAUUCACAUUAGGAAGGUUGCACCAUUUUUCUCAAGGCGUGUUUAGAGAACAAAUAAACUGUUAUUGUUAAGUUGAAUCAAAUAGAGUUGAAUUAUGUGUAUAGUAUCGUUCUUAGAUUGGGUAAGGCAUGAUUCUAACAAAGAUGCUACGUUGGUAUUGUUAAACUUUGUGUUAGUAUAUUAAAAUAUGAAAAUAAAUUAUGCUAGUCAUUUCAACUA
Messenger RNA from Macrosteles quadrilineatus (aster leafhopper), 4748 nucleotides. Its product is annotated as protein ROP-like. Lineage: Eukaryota; Metazoa; Arthropoda; Insecta; Hemiptera; Cicadellidae. Gene Ontology annotation, biological process: vesicle-mediated transport; neurotransmitter secretion; intracellular protein transport. The transcript has 12 exons. Gene Ontology annotation, cellular component: plasma membrane; secretory granule. The record is from RefSeq and is a predicted model, not a curated record. Bases 82 to 1839 code for a protein of 585 amino acids. Gene Ontology annotation, molecular function: syntaxin binding.